AUGGAAUUGUGUCUUUCAUUAGCGGAUAACUUGAAGCAUUUGAAUUUGGAAUUGUGUAAGCUGGUUUCUAAUGAAACCCUUAGGGCAAUUGGGUCCUCAAGUAGUUGGAUUAGCGUUUUGAAUUUGGCAGGCUGUGUGAAUAUCACGGAUUGUGGAUUGAGAUUUUUGACAAACGGGUCUUGCUCAAAAACCAUAAAGGAAUUGGUCCUUAAGGGGUGUCAUAGAAUCACUGAUUCUGGGGUCUCACUCUUGCAGAAGAUGUGUGUCUUGGAGGAGCUAAAUUUGACUCAUUGUCGGCGAGUCACUGAAGUUGGAGGCGUGGCGAUCUCCGCAAUUCUAACCCUCAAGAAAUUGAACUUUGCUUGGGGCCCCAAAGUCACAGACCGCACCAUUCUCGCUCUCGCUGAGAAUUGCCUCAACUUAGAGAUGCUUAAUUUGAGAGGUAAUGGAUUCGUGACUGGAGUUGGUGUUCGUGCAUUUUUAAGUCACAAACGCUUACAAUCCCUUGAUCUACGCUACAUUCGGAUUCAUGUUAGUGGAUCUGAUUUGGAAGACCUAGUGCUUGCAUGCCCAUCAUUGAAGUCUAUACUGGUAGAGGGUGGAUGGAGAAAAAGGUUGUUGCGUGAGAUGCAAGAAAGCACUCUUAGUAGAUUCGUGAGCAAUUAG
Molecule: messenger RNA, 666 nt
Organism: Rosa rugosa (rugosa rose)
Lineage: Eukaryota; Viridiplantae; Streptophyta; Magnoliopsida; Rosales; Rosaceae
Exons: 1
Coding region: 1-666 (221 amino acids)
Biological process (GO): SCF-dependent proteasomal ubiquitin-dependent protein catabolic process
Cellular component (GO): SCF ubiquitin ligase complex
Molecular function (GO): protein binding
Source: RefSeq, a predicted model, not a curated record